Molecule: messenger RNA, 1083 nt
Organism: Lagopus leucura (white-tailed ptarmigan)
Lineage: Eukaryota; Metazoa; Chordata; Aves; Galliformes; Phasianidae
Gene: PCNA
Product: proliferating cell nuclear antigen
Exons: 6
Coding region: 78-866 (262 amino acids)
Biological process (GO): translesion synthesis; regulation of DNA replication; mismatch repair
Cellular component (GO): PCNA complex
Molecular function (GO): DNA binding; DNA polymerase processivity factor activity
Source: RefSeq, a predicted model, not a curated record
AGUGACUUGGGCGGGCUACUGCAGUUGGCGGCCGUGUCGUGCUCUGUGUCGUGGUUAUUUUCGCUGCUGCCGCCAGGAUGUUUGAGGCGCGGCUUGUGCAGGGCUCGGUGCUCAAGCGGGUGCUGGAGGCCCUGAAGGACCUCAUCACCGAGGCGUGCUGGGACCUAGGAUCAGGCGGCAUCAGCCUGCAGAGCAUGGACUCCUCGCACGUUUCUUUGGUGCAGCUCACGCUGCGUUCUGAGGGCUUCGAUACCUACCGCUGCGACCGUAACAUCGCCAUGGGCGUCAACCUCAACAGCAUGUCUAAAAUACUGAAGUGUGCUGGAAAUGAAGACAUCAUAACUCUUAGGGCAGAAGACAAUGCGGAUACGUUGGCUCUCGUGUUUGAAGCACCAAAUCAGGAAAAGGUUUCUGAUUAUGAGAUGAAGCUUAUGGAUCUCGAUGUGGAACAGCUUGGAAUUCCAGAACAAGAAUACAGUUGUGUUGUGAAAAUGCCUUCUGCUGAAUUUGCACGCAUCUGUAGAGACCUCAGCCACAUUGGUGAUGCUGUUGUAAUCUCCUGUGCAAAAGACGGUGUGAAAUUUUCAGCUAAUGGAGAGUUAGGAAAUGGAAACAUCAAGCUGUCACAGACCAGUAACGUGGACAAAGAGGAAGAAGCUGUUACAAUAGAAAUGAAUGAGCCAGUCCAGUUGACUUUUGCUCUGAGGUAUUUGAACUUUUUUACCAAAGCCACCCCCCUGUCACCUACAGUAACACUCAGCAUGUCUGCAGAUGUUCCUCUGGUUGUGGAGUACAAGAUCGCUGAUAUGGGACAUUUAAAAUACUACCUGGCUCCAAAGAUUGAAGACCAGCAAGAAGGCUCUUAACUGCACUGGGACUGAGGGGGAGAUCUGCUCAGCUCUUGGGGGGCACAACCAGCUUGGAGAAGGAAGUCUGCUGUCUUCCACAUUACUAGAAAUGUCAGUGCAUUGCAGCAUCGAGUCAGCACUGUUAAGGAUGUUCUGUAGAUAUCUCUGUAAAUAUUUUUCAACUUGUUUUGCUAUACUGAUGUCAUUUGAAAUAGGAAUUUUUUUUUCUAGCCUA